Messenger RNA from Triplophysa dalaica, 1769 nucleotides. RefSeq names its product polyadenylate-binding protein 1-like. Bases 66 to 1517 code for a protein of 483 amino acids. Gene Ontology annotation, molecular function: mRNA 3'-UTR binding; poly(U) RNA binding; poly(A) binding. Gene Ontology annotation, cellular component: nucleus; ribonucleoprotein complex; cytosol. NCBI's taxonomy places the organism in Eukaryota, Metazoa, Chordata, Actinopteri, Cypriniformes, Nemacheilidae. The record is from RefSeq and is a predicted model, not a curated record. The transcript is spliced from 12 exons.
CGUUAGAAUCGUUCGUGAGUUCAGACUGAAAUGAUUUCAGGUUUUGUGGUGAAGUUUGAUGUGUGAUGAUGGUGAUGAUAUCGAGGAAGUGUUCUCUGUAUGUGGGUGAUCUGGAUGCGAGUGUGACAGAUGCGAUGCUGUAUGAGAAGCUCAGUCCGACGGGUCCGAUUCUGUCUGUCCGAGUCUGCAGAGAUAAACUCACGGGCUGCUCGCUCGGAUACGCUUACGUCAACUUUGAACGACCUGAAGAUGCCGAGCGUGUAUUAGACACCAUGAACUUUGAUGUGAUGAAUGGCAAACCCAUGAGGAUGAUGUGGUGCCAGCGUGACCCGUCACUGCGCAAAAGUGGAGUGGGAAACAUCUUCAUCAAGAAUCUGGAGAAAUCCAUGAGCAGUGAAGCUCUUCUGGAUAUCUUCUCACCCUUCGGUACCAUCUUAUCCUGCAAAGUGUCCUGUGACGAGAACGGUUCGAAGGGCUUUGGAUUUGUGCACUUCGAGACCCUUGAAGCCGCUGAAAAAGCCAUCAGUCGAUUGGACGGGAUGCUGAUCAAUGAGCAGAAAGUGUUUGUCGGGCACUUCAAGUCCCGCAGAGAGCGCGAGGCAGAAGUGAAGGAGAGAGCAAAAGAAUUCACCAACGUUUACAUCAAGAACUUUGGAACAGAACUGGAUAACAACUCUCUGUCUGAGAUGUUCAGGGAAUUCGGUCACAUCGUGAGCGCUCGCGUGAUGACAGACGAGAGCGGUAACUCCAGAGGAUUUGGGUUUGUCGACUUUGAGAGGCACAGCUAUGCUGAGAAGGCCGUGCAGCAGCUGAAUGGGAGGGAGUUUAAGGGGAAGCGGCUGUAUGUGGGACGAGCUCAAAAGAGACGAGAGCGUCAAGCAGGCCUCAAGCACAUGUUUGAGAAGAUGAAGCGGGAGCGCUUGGCUCUCUAUCAGGGCGUCAAUCUGUACGUGAAGAACCUGAGCGACUGUGUGGACUGUGAAGUUCUCCACAAAGAGUUCUCGCCGUACGGGACCAUCACCAGUUGUAAGGUGAUGACGGCCGGAGGACGCAGCAGAGGAUUCGGUUUCGUUUGUUUCUCAUCUCCAGAAGAAGCCACUAAAGCCGUCUCUGAAAUGAACGGCCGCAUCAUCGCGAACAAGCCCUUAUACGUGGCUCUCGCCCAGCGGAAGAAAGAGAGACAGGCCCACCUCAUGGACCAAGACAUGAGCAGAAAGGCGAUGUUCCAGAGACAGAGUCUGCAGCCCUACUCCACCAUCUACCAUCCAAACUCAACAUCUGGAUUCUUCAUGACUCCACAGGUUCAGUCCUGCCCGCAAUGGGAGCUGCCGGGUGUCAGCGCUCAGUCCAAUCACGCUCAUCCUCACUGGUCCAGCGCUUCAGGAUUCAUUCAUGGUGUCGAUUCAGUGAACGUCCAAACACCACAGAUGCUGCAGCCUAAUGUGUACCUGCAGCGUCAGAGCAACAAUUCCAAUCUCUUCCAUUCCCUUCAAUCCCAUGAUUCUUUGAGCUCGUAGGUAAAUGAAGCGCUGGGUGUUUUAAAAGUUAGUCAGAUGAUGGAAACUCUUCCCCUGUCCUUUCACUCCCCAGACUUCAGUCAAGACCAUGUACACUUUAUUUAGACCUUUUAAAAGAUUUGUAUUCAUUUGAAUGCUUCAAUCUUCACUCUUUUAGUUCUAUGUCCACAUUUUAAUAAUUUUAAUAAAUGUAUCGUCCUGUUUCUAAUACAGGCUUUUAUGAAUAGAAAAUAAAUAUAUUUAGUGAAAUGA